GCGCUAAAACACCAGCAACCAAUCUCCCAGCCAAGCCCAUCUUUGUUUCCCCUAAACCCAGAACCCAAGGAUGGCGCAGUGUCUCCGCGGCAAGAGCGCCGCCGCCGCAGGAGAGGCGAUGCUCCGCGCGUCGGCGCCAUGGCGGAGGGCGGCCUCAGCUUCGUACCAUCACACGAUCCAGGCGGUGCCACGUGAGACGGCUGGCCCGCGCGCCGCGGCGCGGGAGCGCCGCCAAGGACGCGUCCCGGCCGUGCUUCUCACGUUCGUCGGCGCGGGGCCCGGGGAUGGGGUCGCGCACCGGAAGCUCCUCACCGCCGACAGGAAGCAGCUCGGGGAGAUGCUCAAGCAGUCACCCCACUUCCUCUCCACGCCCGUACGCCUCCAGGUCCGCGCGGGCGACCGAUCCACCGCCGUUGUGCACUCCGGCACUGUCCUGCCCAUUAAGGUGCAUAGAGAUGAAACUACAGGGAAUAUAUUGAACUUGGUAAUGGUGCAGGCAGAUGAGGGAACAAUGCUGAAGGUGCAUUUGCCUGUUGAAUUCAAGGGGGAGGAUGCUUGCCCUGGGUUGAAGAAAGCAGGAGGCUUUUUGCAAAAAAUAAGGACCAGCCUGGUGUAUCUCUGCCCAGCUGAGCACAUCCCUCCAAAAAUUGAGGUGGACCUGACAAAUCUCGAUGUCGGAGAUAGGGUGUUAAUGCAUGACAUCCCCAUCCAUCCAUCGCUCAAGUUGCUGAGUAAAAACGAGACUAUGCCUGUCUGCAAGAUCUUGGCAUCAAAGCCAGUUGAAUAGGAAACGAUGCAAGAUUUCAGAGUUGAUAACAUUGUACCUGGGGUGGUACAGCCCUCCAGCAAUUCCAUCUCUUGUCCUUGGCCUGCUUUCUGGUAUCUGUGUGCUAGGUUUCAAUGUGCUGGUAGAUUCAAACAGGUUAUCGUAUUCAAGAUAUGAACAAACCAAAUGAAGAACUAUCACAAGAGAAACCUUGUCUGUACUGCAAAAUAACAUCCUUUACCUCUCAGUUCAGGGGCAUAUGACAUGUACGAAGAUGUUUAGGUUUAUUGUUUGCUGUGGCCUGGGUGAAUUGGUGUUCUGGUCUGAAGAUUUUUUUACUGUAAGCUGCUCUUGCAAUGGCUCAUGAUUCUUAA
Molecule: messenger RNA, 1140 nt
Organism: Phragmites australis (common reed)
Lineage: Eukaryota; Viridiplantae; Streptophyta; Magnoliopsida; Poales; Poaceae
Exons: 3
Coding region: 71-787 (238 amino acids)
Biological process (GO): translation
Cellular component (GO): cytosolic large ribosomal subunit; ribosome
Molecular function (GO): structural constituent of ribosome; 5S rRNA binding
Source: RefSeq, a predicted model, not a curated record